AUAUGAAUAAAAUUUGCUACCAUACAAAACAAAUUAUAAAUUUAUUGUCCAUGAAAAUGUGCAAUUUCAGAUAGUUUAACAAGUGUAGUUUGCAAUGAACAAUAUUUUAAGAGAGAAAAAAAUGGCCAAGAAAUAAGCAUUGCUUUCACUGUUAAAGAUGAGGACAUGAAUAUAUAACAUUUCAGUUUCUUCAUCAUGAUUAUAUUAACAAUCUAACCUGACCAAGUCAAAGAUCUCAAUAUGGCAUAAAUUUUGUACUACAUGUAUAGAUUAAAAUUUUUAUUUGUUUCAUUUUAAGCGUGUGAGUAAGACCAUAAUUGUUUGAUGAGAGACCUUCAUUUUGUAGGGAUUGAAGGCUGAAAGAGCAGUCAUGUUAAAAGGGUAGAAAGGAACCGGAUAAUAAAUAUUGUCAUUUAUUCGCUGAAGCACUCAUACAGAGAUCAGUAUGGAGUGUAACAAAAAAAAUGACUUAAUUAAUUAGAAAACUUGUAAGAGUAACUUUGCUAAGACUUUAUCAUAGAGUAACUAAUGUGAAGUGGCAAUGGGUGGUUCCAAUGAGUGGUUCCCAUCCUAUCCUAAAAUAUCCUAGAUUAUACUUUAGUGAAGUGGAAUACAAUUAUUGUGUACCUUAUAUAUAAAUUAUGUAUAAAAUAACAGGCAUUUUUGGAAAUAAAAAUGUAUAUUGUUCAUUGCAAGCAAAGUGAUUUUCAAAUUGGUAUAAUGGUCAAAUUGAUCAAGGAUAUUCAUCUGUUUCACUUCAUUUAUAUUCGUAAUUUUACAUUAUUUGAUUGGCUACUUUUUGUAGGGGAUACAUCACGAUGUCAGAUGAAAUUCGAUGACCCUAGAGUAUGUAAAAGUUUCCUUCUUGGAUGCUGUCCACAUGAUAUUCUCUCCAGUACGAGAAUGGACCUGGGUGAGUGCCCCAAAUAUCAUGAUGUUGCUUUAAGAGCUGACUUUGAAACCGCUUCAAAGAAGAAAGACUACUUUUAUGAUAUUGAUGCCAUGGAGCACUUGCAGACGUUCAUCAGUGAAUGUGACAGGAAGACAGAGAUGUAUAAACGUCGACUGAAAGAAACACAGGAAGAACUGUCAGAGGAGGCCAAUAGCAAGGCGGAGUCAAUUCAUGGAUUAGGGGAGGAGAUAGGGACCAAACUUGCUCGUGCAGAGACCAGCGGAGCUGAGGGUAAAGUAGAGGAGUCUAUGCAGCUUCUGAAUGAAGUGGAAGACCUGAAAAAGAAAAAAGCACUAGCUGAGCAAGAGUACAAGAACUCUAUGCCUGCAUCUAGUUAUCAACAACAGAAAUUGAGGGUGUGUGAGAUCUGCUCAGCAUACCUUGGUAUCCAUGACAACGACAGAAGAUUAGCUGACCAUUUUGGUGGUAAACUUCAUCUUGGCUUCAUCACAAUCAGAGACAAACUCGCAGAUUUAAAAUCAACACAUCAGGACCGUAUAAGACAGAGAGGUGAGGAGAGAGAAAAACAGCGACAAAGACGUGAGGAGGAAAGGAAGAAAGACGAUGAGGACAGGAGGAGAACUAGGAGCCGUAGUAGAAGUCGUAGACGAUCUCGGAGUGGUAGUAGGUCAAGGAGGAGAAGAUCAAGAUCUAGGUCAAGACGGUCAAGAUCAAGGUCAAGACAUUCAAGGAAGAAGUCAAGAAGGAGGUCAAGGUCUAGGAGCAGGAAAUCUAGGUCAAGGUCAAGAAAACGCUCUAGGAGGUCAAGAUCUAGGUCUAGAUCUCGACGCCACAGAAGCAGCUCCAGAAGCCGAUCUCGUCACAGGAAAUCUCGCAGGAAGUCUCGCUCGAGGUCAAGGUCAAAAUCAGCGAAGAGACGUAGUGCAAGUGUGGAGAAUGGCUCAAAACAAGAUUCCCCGGCUCCUCUUGCAGUAGAAGAUUAUUAGGAGAACAAUUAAUAAAUCGUUGACAAUAAUUUAGGCGAUUUCGUAAAUCUCAUCUUGAUUGUUUAUAAGUUUCACUGAUAUGUCAGUUUUACUUGUUCAUAGUCAAUCAUUUAAUAUGAACUGCGUGGUAAUUUAUGUGAAAUGAAUAAAACAGAUGUUGCCAUUUUGACAGCAAAUCUUUUUCUCUGCAUCGAAAUGAAACGAGUAAUUUGUGCUGAAUUUGUGGCAAAUACAGAAAGAAAGAAAAUUGGGUAGGAAACAUGUUUAUCACUUUAGUGUUAUUGUUUUGUCAUUUUUGCUGACAUACUUGAGUUACUUUCUUUCAAUAUCAAUAUUUUUUUUUUAAAUUUAUUUGUUGAAGUGACGGUCCUAAAAGUGUAAUGUUGAAAUAAACCAAUUUUGCCUUGAAUUCAUUUAUAAUUGAGUUAUUUUGUGCUUGCAUGCACAUUUUAAUUUGUUUUUGAUUUGUUGAAUAUUUGAUGACCAUAUCAAAACAGUAUCUCCAUUACUAUUAGAUUUUUCUCUUCUUUUUUUUCUUGAAUAAAAAACCACUGGUUUUAUGAAAUACAUUCUUUUAAUUUCAUUUUUGUUAGAUAAUUAACGUUCCUUGGCGAUAGUACUGUAAACAGACAGUUGAUCAGACACAGCUCCAAAGGCACAACUAUAUAAAGUUGAUCGGUUAAUACAAAGAUUUUUGUUAUAAGAGCUAAAAUUGAAAUUUGGAAGUGUUGUCAUUUUAAACAUUCAUCAUUAAUCUUAUCACUGCUGUAAUGCUAAGAAAGUUUACCUCAACGAAACUUGCAUUUGAUAAAAGAUUGCAACAAUAGUAAGUGCUAGAAAUAGGUUUUGGUACUUAAAGCUGCAUGCCUCCAAAUGAGCUAAUAAUAUUUCAAGAAAAUCAAACUUGAGAAAAAUGUUUUUUGAGGUAUUUAUGAAUAUGAAUUUAUGAAUCAAUAUUUCAACUGCAUGACUAACGUUCUAUCGCAUGAUUAAUGCAGUAAGGGCUUCUCUGCAUUUUUAGACGUGUUUCUGGUAAUUUACGUGAUUGUAAGUGUAAUUGCAAUGCAUAACUUACUUUGUUAGUUCACUUCACAAUAUUUUAUUCUCAAAUACAUUUAAAAAAAAUCCUAAAAUCUGGAGGCAUGCUGCUUUAAUCAAUUAAAAAAAAUUAAUAUCAUUAAAACAGGGUAAGAAGAUAUUUUUGAAAGACUGACAAAACUCUUUGAUUAAAUGAAUAUAUGUAUAUGCAAAUUUUGUCAUAGAUUCAGUUGGCUUUAAAACACUAUUGAAUACCCAUUUACACUUGGUAACAUGAUAUAAAGUAGGUCACAUGGUUAUCAUGUCAGUAUUAAAUUUGUUGAAAAGAAUAGCAUUUAUGCUGCUUUUAUAUUACAAAAUGAAUCCAAUAUUAAAUAAAGCAUUAAGUAAAAAUAUAUUACUACACAGAUGAAGAAAUUACAUAAUUAAUUUUAUUUUGUCACAAAUUAUGAUAAAAAGUUCAUUUAGGUACCAGUCACAAUUUUUAUUUGAACAUCAUGCCCUGUACUCCAUGUCAUUUUAUGUAGUUCUUAUGUAAAUAAAUCAUUUUCAGGGCCUGAUUGUACAUGCUUAUAGGGGACAAUUUGAUUUUUGUGUUUCAAUUAAUUUUUGACAUUUUGAAAAAAAGGGUGGACCUAAUUUAGAUGUUUCCUCCAAAAUUAAAAUCUUUUGCUGAUAUUGUGAAAUCAAUUCUCCAAUCAAUGCUUUGUUUUUUGAAGGUACAUUAUGCCCCAGAAAUGAAUAAUAAAAUUCCUCUUUACAACGGGCAAACUUCACUUUUAUAACCUUUAAAUGCUGGUUUUUGAGAAUGUUACAUGCUUAUCACUUGAAGAAAGUAGCUGUGAAUGUGAAAUAAUUUGUCAUAAAAGUGGCAAAAUGUUAAAGUAGUAAAUCUCUCUAACUAUAUUAAUUGCCCUAAGCAGCAGAAGUGAAAUAUUGCUUAGGUAAUUGCCCAAUGAAUUAUAACAGCCCACCAAAAAUAAAAAGCUUUUGAUAAAUAAAAAAAAGAGCAUUUCUUAGGCAUAUUGGACCUUAAAGUAGUUCAGUUCUUGUUUUUUGUGCCUUUUGAAAAAAGGGGUAGAGCUAAUUUAGAUGUUUCAUCCAAAAUUAAAAUAUUUUGCUGAUAUUGUGAAAUUAAUUCUCCAAUCGAUAAUUCAUUUUUGAAAGGUAUAUUAUGCCUCAGAUACGAAGAUAUAUAUUUUUUAGAAUGGGCAAACAUCACUUUUAUAACCUUUAGGUAAUGGCUGUAAAGCAUGUUGUGUGACCUAAAGAAAGUAGCUCUGAAUGUGAAAAUAUUUGUCAUAAUAGUAGCAAAAUGUAAAGAAAGCAGUAUUUUGACUUCCAUAUUAAAUACUAAAUCACUAUAUAUUAAUUGCCAUAAGCAACAGAAGUAAAAGAUGGUUCAGGUAAUUGUCAAAGGAUUGACAUUUUGGAAAUUAUAACAGGCUACCAAAAAUAAACAUAUAAAGCCACCAAAAUAUAUAAAAAAAAACUUUUGAGAAAUUAAAAAAAGCAUUUCUGAGGCAUUAUGGACCUUUAAGUAGUUCAGUUUUUGUUUUAAAAAUUUUGUUGCAAUUAUCGGACAAAUUUAGAAUUGAAUGCAAAAACUUUGUUAAGUUACAAGUGUUGUUUAAAAAUGUUUGUAUAUAAUUAUUUUAUUCAGUGUUUUCAAAACCUGAAACAAUUGUAAACCAGUGGAAAUAAACCUCUGUUGUAGAA
This is a messenger RNA of Ruditapes philippinarum (Manila clam), 4656 nucleotides long. Its product is annotated as putative RNA-binding protein Luc7-like 1. Gene Ontology annotation, cellular component: U2-type prespliceosome; U1 snRNP. The coding region runs from base 676 to 1899 and encodes 407 amino acids. Gene Ontology annotation, biological process: mRNA splice site recognition. The transcript has 8 exons. The record is from RefSeq and is a predicted model, not a curated record. Gene Ontology annotation, molecular function: mRNA binding. Lineage: Eukaryota; Metazoa; Mollusca; Bivalvia; Venerida; Veneridae.